Messenger RNA from Eucalyptus grandis, 354 nucleotides. Its product is annotated as major allergen Pru av 1-like. Gene Ontology annotation, biological process: defense response; abscisic acid-activated signaling pathway. Gene Ontology annotation, molecular function: signaling receptor activity; protein phosphatase inhibitor activity; abscisic acid binding. Gene Ontology annotation, cellular component: cytoplasm; nucleus. NCBI's taxonomy places the organism in Eukaryota, Viridiplantae, Streptophyta, Magnoliopsida, Myrtales, Myrtaceae. The transcript has 3 exons. The record is from RefSeq and is a predicted model, not a curated record. Bases 1 to 354 code for a protein of 117 amino acids.
AUGCUGAUAACCUCCCCAUGGUCCUCCGCUGCCGUCAAGAGCGUUGAAGUCCUCGAGGGCGAUGGAGGUCCCGAGACCAUCAAGUUGAUGGCUUUGGCCAAGUCGGAACAAUUGGGCAGCCAGAACAAGACAGAGAAGCACAAGGUCGAGGCCCUGGACAGGGAGAACUUCACCUACUGCUACUCAAUCAUUGAGGGCGAAGUGCUGGGCACCACCUUUGAGAAAAUCAGCUAUCAGGUGAAGAUCACCGCGUUGCCUUUGGUAGGCUCGGUGUUGAAGUGCACGAACAGUUACUUCACCAAUGGCGACGUGGACGUCCCGAGAACGAGAUCAAAGCCGGGAAACAGAAGGUGA